GUCAGUGUUGGGGGAGAGAGCAGAGGGAGAGAAAUCGGUCCAGCAUCUCUGGAGCAGUGGAGCGGACUGGAUGACAGGGACACACCGUCUUCAUUAGACCGAAAUGAGGAGGAUUUAACCGAAUGCGUACCCCCCCCACCCCCCCUUAACCCACCACCCCCGAAACUGGAUGUUUAAAGACUGAACCUCCUCGUCUGCCGUAGAUCAGCGCAGGAGAUCUGACUUUAUUCUAUCAAUGAGAUAAUGUGGAGUGGCUGUACCGCCCGGUGGUAACGCAGAAAAACACAAGAUGAAGAAGCAGUUCAACCGAAUGAGACAGCUCGCCAACCAAACAGUGGGCAGAGCUGAAAAAACAGAAGUAUUAAGUGAAGACCUACUACAGGUGGAGAAACGUCUGGAGCUGGUCAAGCAGGUUUCUCACAGCACGCACAAGAAGCUGACCGCCUGUCUGCAGGGCCAGCAGGGCGUGGACGUGGAAAAGAAGUCUGUCAGGUCGCCUUCGAAGAAGCUUCCCUUAACUACGCUCGCACAAUGUAUGGUGGAGGGGGCGGCAGUGCUCGGAGACGAGUCUCUACUAGGGAAGAUGCUGAUGCUCUGCGGACAGACGCAGGAGCGACUCGCCCAGGAGCUCAUCCUGUUCGAGCUCACCAUCGAGAGAGACGUCGUCGAGCCUCUGUACGACCUCGCAGAGGUGGAAAUCCCAAACAUCCAGAAACAAAGGAAACAUUUAGCCAAGCUGGUCCUGGACAUGGACUCAGCGCGCACACGGUUUUAUCAGUCCACCAAGUCGUCGGGACUUUCCACCAACCUGCAGCCGACGGGAGCCAAGGCCGACCACCUCAGGGAAGAGAUGGAGGAGGCAGCCAACCGCAUGGAGAUCUGUCGAGAUCAGUUAUCAGCAGACAUGUACAGUUAUGUGGCCAAAGAACUCGACUAUGCAAGCUACUUCCAGACACUGAUAGAAGUGCAGGCUGAGUACCACAGGAAGUCAUUAGAGCUGCUUCAAAGUGUUUUACCACAGAUCAAAGCUCAUCAGGAGACCUGGGCGGAGAAGCCAUGCUACGGGAAACCAUUAGAGGAGCACUUAGCGCUCAGCGGGAGAGAUAUUGCCUUUCCCAUCGAGGCCUGUGUCACCAUGCUGCUGGAGUGUGGCAUGCAGGAGGAGGGUUUGUUCAGAAUCGCUCCCUCGGCCUCCAAACUAAAGAAGCUGAAGGCGUCUUUGGACUGCGGGGUGAUGGACGUCCAGGAGUACUCUGCAGACCCGCACGCCAUCGCAGGUGCUUUGAAGUCGUACCUGCGGGAGCUCCCCGAGCCAUUAAUGUCAUAUGAGCUCUACAACGACUGGAUCCAGGCCUCCAACAUUCAAGAUCAAGACAAGAGACUGCAGGCUCUCCUGAGCGCCUGUGAGAAACUUCCACCGGCCAACAACAACAACUUUAAGUAUUUGAUUAAAUUCCUCUCCAAACUGACUGAAUACCAGGACUUUAACAAGAUGACGCCUGGAAACAUCGCCAUCGUGCUCGGUCCAAACCUGCUGUGGAUGAACAAUGAAGGAAACAUCACAGAGAUGAUGACAACGGUUUCCCUGCAGAUCGUUGGGAUCAUCGAGCCGAUCAUCCAGCACGCCGACUGGUUCUUCCCCGGAGAAAUCGAGUUCAAUGUCACUGGGAACUACGGGAGCCCGGUGCACACAAACCACAACGCAAACUUCAGCCUGAUGCCGUCACCGGACAUGGAUCAGGUGGAUCGACGGCAGAACGACCAGAGUCGACGGCCGCUCAGCGUCGCCACGGACAACAUGAUGCUGGAGUUCUACAAAAAGGACGGCAUUAGGAAGAUACAAAGCAUGGGUGUCAGGGUGAUGGACACUACAUGGGUGUCGCGCAGGGGAUCGUCUUCUUCUUCGCGCAAAAAUUCCUCCACGCCGCCAAACGUGCAUCCCCCGACCCCGCCCUGUGACGCUCUCAUUCCAGAGCAACCUGGGGAAUACGCCGCCUCCCCCUCCCCCACCCCUCCGCCCAAUAACAGCGACCGAGCCAGCUCGGAUGAUGCAUCCUCCAAUUGGUCGGACUCCUGUUACGCCUACCCCUCCCCCGAGGAGGAGAGGCCGCCUCCCCCUUACCCCUCUUCCUCCUCUUCCUCCUCCUCUUCUUGCUCGUCCUUUUCAAUCCCGCACCACUUCUUCUACACCCGAGCACCCCCGUGUAAGCGUCCCGUCGCUCCCGGUCCCGAAUCCGUUCCCCCCGGCCCAUCCCCUCCCCCACGCCGCACCGGCUACAGCCCGCCCCCGCUCCUCCACUCCCUCAGCCCGUCCCCCCAGCAGCUUGAUGUCAACUCCAACCCCAAACCCAGCUCCCUGCACCUGCCCAAACAGGCCUCUCUGUCUGAUGCUUCGCAUGCCGCCCCGUCCGAGACAAACGGCUCCGCCCUUUACAUUAAACCCCCGCUUGUUCUUACUCGCCACGAUCUGUUCCUUGGCUCCCCGAAACCCCCAAACACCCCCCUAUCCGCUCCCCCUCCAUGGGCAGCCUGUGCCUGUAACCGGGAGAAAGGAGCCAAGCUGACUAGUACUCUGAAGAAUAAGGAGCUGUCUCCGGUGAUCGGGCAGAAGGGAACGAUGACCUCUAGUGGACAGUCGCAGCACUGUGAGAACAGCCCUCACUCUCUGAGGAGAGCAAAGAAGCUCGCCCCGAUCCCGCCUAAAGUCCCAUACUGCCAGACGGGAGCCAUGUCCGACCAGUCGACGGGUCAGCCGUCUCCGGUCAGCCUGUCGCCCACUCCUCCCAGCACCCCCUCCCCCUACGGCUUCAGCUACCCACAGGGGUACGCCACCAUCGGCUCCCCGGGACAGUCCCAGAUGGCGACCACCCCGUCUCUCUCCUCACCGCCCUCCCUGGCGGGGACUCUGACUAAGAACAGGCCGACCCCCAAACCGCCGAGGCAAAGGCCCAGCUUACCUCCACCUCAGCCCCCCUCCACGCCCGGCACCAGUCCCCAACCUUUGGAGCACUCAACGGGUAUGCUGGAUGGUUUGUCUCCUGGGGAGAGCAUGUCUACAGACGCUCUCUGCAACCUGGACAUCCCGGUCAUCGACGUGGACCUGGACGGUAUUUUUGACUUGCCCCACAUCGCCCCCUUCAGGAACUCAUUGGCGCUGCUCGAAUCGAUAAAAAAGCGAGCGGAGUCAGAGGAAGAGUCUGAGAGCACAGUGCUAUGACGCCGCUGAGUUCCCCUACACACACACACAACGCUACUGCUGCACUGCUCGCUCAAAGAAACACACACAAAACAAAAACACACACACACUCACUCAUCGACCCUCACCUCUCUAGCUGCAUCUGUUCGGCCUCUAUGUGGAAUUCAUCAUCACCUAAACACACGACUUCUAGAGAAAUUAAAAGAAACUAAAAAGAAACCACCAGGUGUUAGGGACGACAUCAUCAGGGUUGGCUUUUGAUCAGACGCACAUUUAGACGUUUUAUGUUGGCUGGAAAAACAUGUUUUUAUAUUUAAUCUUUUCUGUUUCUUUUUGCCUUAUUUUUUGACUCACUUGCAAUAUUGCCUUUAACUUCACACACGAGACUGGAAACAGGCUGCUGGGAGGGACGAGCGCUCUUUUGCUGCUGCUGCUGCUUCUAAAGUGAAUUGAAGAAGUGACUGCACAUCUGUCCCGCCAUCACUAAGGCGUUCUUAUUUUUUUUUUUCUCUUUGUCCUUUUUCUUUAUCUGUCAUCUUAAUGUCAUCCUGCGUUCCCCCCGGGGGGCGUCUCCUUUUAAAGUUGCCUACUUUGGGCACAUGGUUUCUGUCCCACCUGAGCGUUCACUGUGAGUGUGCCAGUUUGUUGUUUUUAUGGAAAGUGUGUGUGUGUGUGUGUGUGUGUGUGUGUGUGUUUUGUAUGUGUUUGGUAACUGUACUAUAUAAUGUUGCACUGUUGGUGUCGUGGAGCGUAAACAGGAAUGCAUGUUUUUUGACAUUUUUGGGAAAAGAACUACCAGGUUUGCAAAGAGGUCACAAGUCCAAUCACACUUUUCUCUGGUGUUUUAAAAGGCGCCCGAUGAAGGAGCUAAAUCACUGAAUAUUUAUUGUUUAUACUGUACAUUCUCAGAAUAUAUGAUACAAAUAACAUUAUAAGUCAAAUAAGAUCAUAUUUUGUAUCGACAGAAGAGCUAUAAAGACCCAUAUCAUCCCGAGAGAUUCAUACUGUCAGGGAGCUUUGAAAUAUAUUAGAUGCAUUAUUUAUCAAAGGAACAGAACACAAGGGUUCACAUGUUUUUUUGUUUUUAGGAACUUAAAAUGUUUAGUGAGGAGGGAUAGGAAAAGGAACCUCAUAACGGGAUUACGCGUUAUUAUUUUGGCAGCACGCUAAGUCUCAUGGGAUUUUAUUUUUCCCAUGCAGGGUAAGGUUCAGCGUCAUGAACAGGAAGCUGAAUCACAGAGAUCACACAGAUGUACACGUUUGGAACAAUGGAGCCUGGAGUCAGCCACCACAACAUUUAAAUUCAUAACUUAAUGCAGCGCAAUGACAGCUGGAAUCGGCUCCAGCCCCCCGUGACCCCCAACGGGAAAAGGGGUAUAGAUAAUAGAUGAGAUUUAAUGAAGUCCGACCCACAAAGCAGGAGCUCUGUGAGCAGCAGCCUUCAUGUACUCUGGAGGUUGGACUUGAUCUAAAGUUCCCCUGUGGAGUUUUUUGUUGUUGUCAACAAACCAGAUGUUUCAUUUAGUGUUCAAGCUAUAAAAAACCUUCACACUUCCAUUUUUAUAAGACAGGUGCGUAGGAGUUAGCUGGAGUUUUCCUUUAAGUUUGCUGUUUAAGCUAAAGUGAAAACCUGAAAAAGUUGUUUUUCCUUGAGUUCUAACAAAUACGUUGAACGCAUUUUUGUAAUCAACAGCUGCAAAGCACGUUUGUAAGAUGUUUGAUUUCACUUCAGCAUCGUUAAGAUCCAAGCUGGCAGCUUUUUACUUUCACCUGCUUUGCUGCAGCAGAGGAGAAUCAUUGCACAAAAAAAAAAAAAAAAGACCCACUCAACAUCUAUUGCUCAACAGCACUCCAUAAAAAAACUCCACAUGGUACCUUAAUGAUUAGGAUUCUUAAUUAAGCCCUGUUUCCACCAAGUGGUCCGGUUUGGUUCAGUACAGUUUGGUACCGUAAACCAAGAUCAUGCUUUGGUUUCCACAGCCAAUCGUACCCUUGCUCAUCACUAAAUCACAGUGGCGAGACGUACAGUAGUGCAGACAGCCAAUAAAUCCAGCGAAGAAGAAGAAUGGGACGCAGCUAACAAAAAUCAAUGAUUCCUCGGAAGGUCUGCAUCUCUGUAGUCGCCAAAAACAGUUAUGAACAGCCUUGAAAUGACUCUCUCCAAAUCCACAAGAUAUUUAAACAUGGUGAUUUUAUAACAGCUGUAGCACUGGAAGUGAAGAUUCUUUCGACCAAUCAGCGGACUGCAGUGUGUCUAGCUCCAACCUUUAGGGUCAGAUCUGUAAGCUUGGCACCCCAACAGAAGGGUACCAAAAAAAGGAGGACGGUACGGAUUGGUUAUUUUGGUACAGUUCCCAACUUUUGACGGUGGAAACGCCAAUAAAUAUGUACCAAACUGAACAGAACUGAACCGGACCGCUUGGUGGAAAUGAGGCUUUAUUACAUGUUAAAAGAUGAUCAAGUGGAGCCAUCCAUUAAAUUCAAUUCUUUCGCCAGAAAUACAAAUUUUAGGAUACGUUUUGGAGCAUUUUUAAAUGACCUGCUGCGGUCAAUAAUCAUCAUUGUGGCGGUGAAUGUUGUGAGUAUUUUGAUGGCAUACUUCAGGCUCCAUAUGGAACAAUCUGUUACAACACAUCAUGAGAAUCAUCCCCGGUGAGGCGUUCACUCACUAAAGUGCUGGUGCCACAUCACUACGGUAACUCACAGGAACUCUUGAGUGAUGAAGCCAAUAUUUUUUGGUCCAUACAACUGAAGGCAAACAAAGAGAUGUGUGUGUGUGUGUGUGUUUAUUUUAAAGAGAGUAUUUAUACAGAGAUAUUUCUGAAUCCUUUUUACAAGCUCUGACGAGUUGAGAUUGUUUCCGCUAUAAAUGAAUCAUAUCUGAGGAUUGAGGAAUAAACGGGACCAGAUUUCCCUUGCUGGCGCGCUGAAUCCUUCAGGAGGGUCGGCUGAACAGAAAACUUGAAUAUCAAUAAAAACUGGAGUUACAAGGUUUGGGUACGACAGCAGCAGUUUGUAAUUUGCCUUGUGGUGGGGGUUUCGCUGUGACCAUAUCCCGAUUUGUAAGACUUUGAUUUUGUCCUGCGACGAUCCACUGAACACGGCCUCAAAGUCACUGUGCUGCUCUGCCAUCUUGUUUCUUUUCAAGUGCGGGAUUAUUCAAGGGACUUCUGUAAAUACUGAAACAUCUGUACAUACCACGUUGUGUAUAUACCGAGAGGGGAGACUUUUAAAUAUAUAUAUGUAUAAAUAGAUAUAUACUGUAUGGACAAUUAUAAAUGAUGAGCAUUAUAAGAUUAUACUGUACAUAUAAUAUUAUAAUGUGUUCUAGCACAAUGUUGCCACAUUCACACACAGUAGAGUAACUUUAUAAGGCACAGUAGCUCUGGUGGUUCAAUCUAGUUUUAGGAUCUUCUCAAUAACGACAGUGCAGUGUGUUCACGAGCAUUACAAAAAAAAGAAAAACUUUCUACACAGUAGGGGCGCAAAUGAUGAACAAUUUCAAUAUUGACUUAUUUGUUUACCCAUCCUUUUUAAUUUAGUUUAAAGCCUGAUGAUAUUGAAAAAUCACGAUUUAAAUUUCCCGAAGCGUUUGCAAGUCCGACUAACGGUCUCAAAUCUGUGGUUACUUUGCUAAUUUUCACAUAGUACGAAAGAAAAACAGGAACAAAUGAAAUAUUUGUACAGGUACAAAAUGUGAAAAUGAUUGCCGAUUGAUUUCCAGUCAAUCAAUUCAUCUUUAAAAAAUACCAACUGUGUCAGCUCUACCAGGGUUAAAGGUCACAUAUUAUGAAAGUUACACUUAUGUGUAUAUGUCUCUAAUCCGUCUACAAACCCUCCAAUGAUGAGAGAAGUUCAUCCUCUCCGUCUUCUGCCUGCUCCACUUUUCAGAAAAUGUGUGCUCAAACAGGCCAUUUGGAGAUUUUCCCUUCAUGACAUCACAAAGGGCAGUAGCCCCUCCCCCAGGUGGGUGACACUCCCACAGCUAGGUGUUUGUUCUGCCCUCUGAGUCUGCCUUCUCACCGUAAACAAUAGGACAUGGAGCGAGAAAGCACCGAGUACACCCAAGCCCUUCCAGAGAGGGGGCGUGGUCAGACACAGCUCAUUUACAUAUUUAAAGGUACAGACACAGAAACAGCCUGUUCUGAGCAGGGCUGAAAUAGAGGGGUUUAUAGACAUGAUCAAAUACAGGAUCAGAGUGGAUUUAGAACAAGAAACACAUGCUCUGAGACUUAUUGAAACUGAAGAAGAGGAGGAGAAUAUGUGACCUUUAAGACACGUGAUUGGAUGCAGUCUGAUUAAAUUAGCCGACCUCAAACAGUAAAAAAAAAAAAAAAAAAAAAAAAGAGUUCUUGUUCAAAUCUGGCUGUGCUGAGUUGAAUGGCGUGUCCUGUCUUUGUCUGGAUUUCCGUGUUACAAUGUGCUGCUCUUCGUUUUGUACUAAAAAGGCUUUCAGAUCAAGGCUUGUACAUACACUAUCCAUCAAACGCAACUUUAUUAACAAUAAAACUAGCGACCGGCGACAGAUUCCAGAGACAGUUUCCAGUAUUACAGCUUCUGUGAGCAUGCCCUUUGAGCUCUAAAAAAGACAAAGGCCUUUUUUCAAUUUUUACAUGAAUAGGAAUGUACUGGUGAUAGACGAUGUUGUGGACAUUGAAGUAUAAGAGGGUGGUGGGGUGUUUGUUAAAAAGUGAGUUAUGAUCAAGUUUAGGGAGAGGGAGGGUGGGGUCGUUUCGAUUCGACAUUGUCCCGUGUGAAACUCGGCAGCAUGCUUUUUUUUAAACCAUGCCUAUGAAAAGUGUCUGAUCUUUGGUCCUUUAUAAAUGUGCUUGUAUUUAUUUUUUAUAAGAUAGAUCGACCUUUAUAAAAGAAGAGUCAGUGUGGCCCCACGUCCUUACUCCGUUCAUUCAGCCAACAGUCUUUGUUUGAAACACUUACUAUUUGUUUUCACCGUGUAUCUUCUAUGUCAUAUUUAACAUUCAACUCUUUUUUUUAUCUAGACGAGUAAGAAAAGCACAUCAGUACAAAGGCCGCCGUCUGGAUGUCUAAAAUCUCCAGAGAGACGACCAGAGACCUGCUUAAAUCUCUUCUAUGACACUGAAUCAUGACACCAUUUUUUACUCAUACAGUUUGUAGAUUACACUGUGUUGCAUGCAGCCAUUGAAAGUACAUCUCCAAUCAUCUUUUUCUAUGUUUGCUUCGGUUUAAUUUUAAGAUAUGGGGGCCAAAAUAAAAAAAAGGGGAACACAUAAAGGAGUCUUUUUAAACUUAAAAAAAGUUCUUUGUGUCUACCUGUACUGAUGCUGUGGACUCUUGAGGAAAUGCCUUUUCUUGGCCACGAUAUCUCCCGGUCACCACUUGGAACACAGUGUACAGAGAGAGAAAAAUACAAUUAACCUCAUCCGAAUGUUGAAACUAUUAAAAAUGUUUUUAUAUUA
Molecule: messenger RNA, 8634 nt
Organism: Labrus mixtus (cuckoo wrasse)
Lineage: Eukaryota; Metazoa; Chordata; Actinopteri; Labriformes; Labridae
Product: rho GTPase-activating protein 44-like
Exons: 22
Coding region: 290-3217 (975 amino acids)
Biological process (GO): modification of dendritic spine; positive regulation of GTPase activity; regulation of dendritic spine morphogenesis
Cellular component (GO): leading edge membrane; presynaptic active zone; dendritic spine
Molecular function (GO): GTPase activator activity; protein binding
Source: RefSeq, a predicted model, not a curated record